Molecule: messenger RNA, 1899 nt
Organism: Paracoccidioides brasiliensis Pb18
Product: DNA topoisomerase 3
Exons: 7
Coding region: 1-1899 (632 amino acids)
Biological process (GO): DNA topological change
Cellular component (GO): nucleus
Molecular function (GO): DNA topoisomerase type I (single strand cut, ATP-independent) activity; DNA binding
Source: RefSeq, a predicted model, not a curated record
AUGGCCCGCAAGAUUUUAUGUGUUGCAGAGAAGCCUGCUAUCGCUAAGGCGGUGGCUCAGCACCUCUCUGGUGGUGCACUUCGUACGUUGUCGAUUCGGGGGAAUGUAUUUGUUAAAAACUACGAGUUUGACUUCACCUUUGCACCGCCAUGGGGGAGGUGUUCAGUGACUAUGACAAGCGUUAUUGGACACUUGACAGGGCUGGAUUUUGACUCGCAAUACAGAGGUUGGAAUUCUUGUCCUCCUGGCCGCUUGUUUGAUGCCCCUGUGCAGGUGUCAGUUCCAAAAGACAAACAAAAGAUUGCCGAAAACAUUCAAACGUUGGCCAGACACUCGAAAGCUAUAUUCAUCUGGACUGACUGUGACCGUGAAGGAGAACAUAUCGGGACGGAAGUACGGUACCAGGCAAGAAAAGGAAACCCACAGAUCGAGGUAAAACGGGCUAGGUUUAGCAAUACAGAGCGAGCUCAUGUUCUACAUGCUGCCACAAAUCCAAUAGAACUGGAUGAGUUCCAAGCAAAUGCGGUAGCUGCGCGAAUUGAAUUAGAUUUGAGGAUUGGGGCGGCCUUCACCAGGCUACAGACACUCCAACUCAAAUCACUGGGGGGUGUGCUAGAGGACCGAAUUAUCAGCUAUGGAUCCUGUCAGUUCCCGACGUUGGGAUUUGUGGUCGAUAGGUAUUUCCGGGUAAAGAAUUUUAAACCAGAGCCAUUCUGGGCUAUCAAAGUUUCUCAUCUUCGUGACGGGAAAACUGUCAACUUUUUGUGGCGGAGAGUCCACGUCUUUGACAGAGCCGCCGCGGUCGUCUUGUUUGAGCGGUGCUUGAGCGCAAAAACCGCAAAAGUUACGAAAGUAAACAAGAAACCAACGCGCAAAUGGCGCCCGUUGCCUUUGACGACUGUGGAUCUCCAGAUGAUGGGAAGUAAAUAUCUUCGGAUGGACAGUCAGAAAGUCAUGAAGAUUGCAGAGGGGCUAUACACGAAAGGCUUCAUCAGCUAUCCUCGUACGGAAACAGAUCAAUUUGAUAAGGGAAUUGAUCUGAAAAAGCUUGUUGAAAAGCAGAUAUCAAGUGAAGAUUGGGGCCAGUAUGCACAGCGACUCAUGGAUGGUGCUUUCACCCAACCCCGAGCCGGUCGUCAUAAUGACAACGCUCACCCUCCGAUACAUCCAGUCAUAUACGCUGCGCCAGCGGCUUUAUCAUCCGAAGAUGAACGUCGUGUUUACGAAUUUGUGAGUCGCCGUUUCCUCGCUUGCUGUUCCGAAGAUGCAAAGGGCGAGUCCACGGAAAUCGAAAUAAAAUAUGGAGACGAGAUAUUCCACGCCCACGGCCUUCUCGUUCUGGAGAGAAAUUACCUGGAUGUUUACGUGUAUGAUAAAUGGGAAAGCAGCCAAGAAAUGCCCGUUUUCACAGUUGGGGAGGUUUUCGAACCCACUGAAGCUAAAAUCACGGAUGGCAAAACUGUUGCUCCUGGCUAUCUAACAGAGCCCGAACUUAUCGGACUUAUGGAUGCUAAUGGUAUUGGAACUGAUGCUACGAUGGCUGAGCAUAUUGCAAAAAUAAAAGAGCGCGAAUAUGUAGCAACGCGACCCCGUAGUGGCGGAGGUAGAGGUAACAAUACUGUGCAAGAAUUUAUUCCCACGCAACUUGGAGUGGCUCUCGUUAAAGGCUAUGACAACGUCGUGAAUGGCUUACCGGAUAGUCCCAGCUUAAGCAAGCCAUUUCUGCGAAAAGAGAUGGAAUUGCGGAUGCGAGAAAUUUGCGCUGGCACAAAGUCGAAGACGGAAGUGGUGAAUGAAAGCUUGCAUAUGUAUCGCGAAGUUUUUAUACACACACAGCAAAGAAUCGAAGUGCUGAAGGCUGCGUGCAGCAGGUAUAUCUUCGAACAAGUCGGUGGGUAA